Xylaria bambusicola is the source of this 651-nucleotide messenger RNA. Its product is annotated as transmembrane adaptor Erv26. Gene Ontology annotation, molecular function: COPII receptor activity. Gene Ontology annotation, biological process: endoplasmic reticulum to Golgi vesicle-mediated transport. Lineage: Eukaryota; Fungi; Ascomycota; Sordariomycetes; Xylariales; Xylariaceae. The record is from RefSeq and is a predicted model, not a curated record. Gene Ontology annotation, cellular component: COPII-coated ER to Golgi transport vesicle; Golgi membrane; endoplasmic reticulum membrane. The transcript has 3 exons. Bases 1 to 651 code for a protein of 216 amino acids.
AUGUGGAUUCUGCCUCUCGUUGGCUACCUGGGGUCUGUCCUCGGGUUCUGCUUCUUGACGUUGGCCAUAGCCUCGGGCUUGUACUAUCUCUCCGAACUUGUCGAAGAGCAUACUGUCAUUGCGAAACGACUGCUCACCCGAUUAAUAUACUGCAUUAUCGGUCUACAAUUGGUGCUCUGGGUCGUUGAUGGCUUACCUUUCUGGUUGACCCUGCUCGGGGUCGUCUCUCAUGUUAUCUAUUUGGGUAACAUGCGGCGAUUCCCUUUUGUCAAGCUGACGGACCCUCUAUUCAUAGCCUCAUGUGUGCUCGUUAUUGCCAAUCACUAUGUCUGGUUCCGGCACUUUUCCGACGCGCAACAGCAGUCAUAUUCCCGAUUAACAUCAAUGUAUGACCAGCCCGAUGUGCCGAGCUUCACAGAAAUCGCGUCGUUCUUCGGCAUCUGCGUAUGGCUUAUACCUUUUGCCUUGUUUGUCAGCUUGUCAGCUAGUGACAAUGUCCUGCCCACUAUUGGCAGUGAGCAGCCAUCUCAUGAUGAUGGUAGCAAAAACAAGCGCCAAGGAAUGGUCAAAGUCAUUGUUGAUUAUGUAUUAUCAGCCAUUGGCGAGGUCAGUCGACUAGCCGGGUGGAAGAAGCCCGAAGAGCGUUUUUGA